Messenger RNA from Neohortaea acidophila, 776 nucleotides. Its product is annotated as glutathione S-transferase. The transcript has 6 exons. NCBI's taxonomy places the organism in Eukaryota, Fungi, Ascomycota, Dothideomycetes, Mycosphaerellales, Teratosphaeriaceae. Bases 48 to 728 code for a protein of 226 amino acids. The record is from RefSeq and is a predicted model, not a curated record.
CCCAACAACAAUUUGUCUAAUCUACUGAUCCUAUUUCCAUCCUCGCAAUGACUCAACCAGUGAAGCUCUACUCCCACGCCGGUGGCCCCAACCCAUGGAAGGUCGCCAUCAUCAUGGAAGAACUCGGCGUUCCUUACGAAAGCAUCAUGAUGGAUUUCGGCGACUUGAAAAAAGAGCCGUUUGAAUCGAUCAAUCCCAACGGCCGAGUGCCGGCCAUUGAAGUCCCUCAAAGCGGCUUGAAGCUGUGGGAAUCUGGCGCCAUUAUUGACUACUUGUUGGAGACUCACGACAAGAACAACAGCCUGAGCUACACGUCGGUUCCGGAGAAGUACGACACAAAGGCAUGGUUCGAGCUUCAGAAGACGGGUCAAGGCCCAUACUUCGGUCAGCGUGCCUGGUUCACGCUCUACCAUCAGGACAAGAUCGACUCAUGCCUCGACCGCUACGGCAACGAAAUCCGUCGCGUAAUUGGAGUCAUUGACGCCCAUCUGAAGAAGACUGGCACACCUUAUUUGGUUGGCGACAAAUUGACCUACGCUGAUCUGGCCUUCAUGCCUUGGCACUGGCUGUUGCUGAGCCCGCCGCAUAUCAUGGGCGCCGACUUCCCCAAUGAAUGGAAGGAGAAGUACCCCACGGCUUGGGCGUGGAAUGAGAGGGUCUCGGAGCGCCCGUCGGUCAAGAAGGUGCGCGAGGAUAGAUCGAAGGCGAUCGCUGCGAGCAAGAAGUAAAUGAGAUGCAACCGAUGGGCAGUAAAUGUUACGAGUCUCCAUGAGGUC